Molecule: messenger RNA, 1833 nt
Organism: Dujonia railenensis
Lineage: Eukaryota; Fungi; Ascomycota; Pichiomycetes; Serinales; Debaryomycetaceae
Source: the annotation of a GenBank genome assembly
AUGAAGUUCAGUGCUGUCUCAUUACUUGCAAUUGCAAAUGCAGUAUCUGCUGCCACAUACUACGGCAACUCAUCUACUACAAGCUCUGCCUCAGCAACCUCAAGCUCAGUUGCAGUUCCUUCUGAUGGCUGUGACUAUUCUGGUUCUACCAGUUCUGGAUUUAUUGCCAACAUUUACAAGUUCGUCGCUGGUACUACCAUUGACGAAGCCUACUUUGAAGGUGGAUACACCGCUGGCGGAUUAGAAACCACCAAAUCUGGUGUUACCAGUCUUGCCAAUAUCAUUCCAAACAGUGGAUACAAUGCAACUGCUUCCACUUUGGAAUUAGUCGGUUAUGUCAGCCCAGAGUCUGAUGGUGAGUACACAAUUUCUUUAUCUGGUGUGCCAAAUGAUGCUGCUAUCUAUUUCGGUGCCGAAGGUGAAUCAGGCUGUAGCUCAUUAAAGAAGAGAGCAACUGGUACUCCAGUCGUUAUUGAAUCUUCCGGUGAUGUCACAGCUGAACUUGUUGCCGGAACUCUUUACCCUGUUACUAUUAUCUACGCUGAUGUCACUUCAACUACUGUGUUCACCAUCACUGUUACUCUUCCUGACGGAACUGUAGUUGAUAUCGUUGAAGUAAUUGUUAACCCAACUGAUAGUGGAAGUUCCUCUUCUGCUACUUCUGCCACCAGCGCUGCCACUUCUGGUGCCUCAUCAAGUGCUGCUACCACUACUGCUUCCACUUCUGGUGCCUCUUCAAGUGCUGCUACCUCUGGUGCCUCCUCAGGUGCUGCUACUUCUGGUGCUUCUUCAAGUGCUGCCACCUCUGGUGCUGCCGGUGCCUCUUCAAGUGCUGCCACCUCUGGUGCCGCCGGUGCCUCUUCAAGUGCUGCUACUGGUGCUGCUACUGCUACUACUACAGGAACUGGUGCUGCCACUGGUACCACUACAGGCGCUACUUCAACUGAAACCGAUAUCCACACCACUGUUGUUACUAUCACUUCAUGUUCUGACAACAAGUGUACCGCAGUUCCAGUUACCACUGGUUACACUACUGUAACUGAUGAAUUCACUCUGUACGUCACCUACUGUCCACUUACCGCAGAAGAAGCUACUGCUACCACUGCAACUGAAGCCACCACUGCUGCCACUGAAGCCACUACUGCUGCUGAUGAAUCUUCCGAAGCUACCUCUACUGUUACUGACAUCAACACCACUGUUAUCACUAUAACAUCAUGUUCAGACAACAAAUGUACCGAAGUCCCAGUUACCACUGGAUACACUACUGUAGUCGAUGAAUUCACCCUGUAUGUUACUUACUGCCCAAUUACUGCUGAAGAAGCCACUGAAGCUACCACUGCUACUGAAGGAUCCACCGAAGCUACCACUGCUGCCGAAGGAUCUACCGAAGCCACCACUGCCGCUGAAGAAUCCUCCGAAGCUACCACUGCUGCUGAAGAAUCUUCCGAAGCUACCACUGCUGCUGAAGAAUCCUCCGAAGCUACCACUGCCGCUGAAGAGUCAGCUGAAGCAACCACUGCCGCUGAGGAAUCUACUGAAGCCACCACUGCUGCUGAGGAAUCUGCCGAGGCUACUACUGCCGCUGAAGAAUCCACCGAAGCUACCGCUGCUGCUGAAGGGUCUGUUACUACUUUCCCAACCGUUGCUCCAGCUUCCACUACCGCCGCUGCAGCCUCAGAAGCUUCUGAAGAAUCAGAAUCUACUGCUGUUCCAGUUCUCGGUUCAAGUUAUGUGCAAACCAGCGAAUACACUGUUUCCAGCUAUGCUGGUGCAGCAUCAAAGAACGCCCUUGGUGGAACCUUUGUCGUCUUAUUGCUUUCUUUCUUCUACUAA